GCCAAUCGAGGAAUCAGCCAAUCAAAUCACCGCAAAAUCGAUGACAAGCUUUACCCCAAACAAACAUGGCUGCGCCCAUGACUGAGAGUUAAUAAUCAAUGGCCGAACGCACGUCGCCGUUUCAGUCUUGUCUUUGAAAUCAAAUAUGGACCUACCUCCGAUCGGCAACCCGUACGCUAAUUUUGCGGAUGUGAGUGAGCGGAAGAAGGUGUCACUUGCAGACGCAAUCCACAAUUACCACGGGUACGAUGAAAUUGUCCAACUCGUUGAAGAAAACCCGGAUGCUGUACACACAAAAGGCUGGCACGGUCUGACACCUCUGCACAAAGCAGCACUUCGCGGGGAUCCCAAGAUCACACGCCUGCUGCUGGCUCAUGGAGCCAGCGUCAACGAGCCCAACGACUACGGGGAGACAGCGCUCCAUUAUGCCUGCAAACGAGGGGCCCUCGUGAAUAUUCAUGCCCUGCUGGAAGAGGCAGAGGUCAAAGGUGAUGUGUGGCACAGAGACUUUGCCGGGAGGAACUGUAUUCACCAUGCUGCAGCAGGUGGCAGUGUGUUAACCCUCCACUACUUGUCGGAGGUACAUGGGAUGGCAUUCCAUGACAGAGACGCCAAUGGUCAAACACCCCUGCAUGUUGUUUGCCUACAAGGUUUCCAGGAUGCCAUCAAAUACCUGCUGAAGAAUGACAGAUCAGAGCUUACCUGGACGGAUAACAAUGGCAACAUACCGCUGCACAUAGCAUGCAUCAAUGCCCUGAGUGAGGCUUGCUGGAUCCUGCUGCAGCAUGGUAACUGCAGCAUGCUGCGGGUCACCAACAACCUGGGUCAGACGCCGCUGCAAGUACUCGUAGAGGGGCGGUCCGCAAACCACCACUAUUUGUUCAAGGAGAUGAGUUACUGGGCGGACUCCAAGACCCCCAAACUGCCACCCAAGGGCCCUCUCUUCACCUGGUACUUCAUGCUGACCCUCCCGGCCCACUUCUUUGCUCUCAUUCUCAUCGUUCAUCUGGUCAUUCCUCGCUAUGGAGCUGUCUUCGUCACAGCAGCCACUGCUUGUUUGAUAUUUUACAUCGGUAACCAGGGUCACCGGCUCACUCACAUUUCCAGAUGGUCAAAUCCUGUGUACUGUGGUGCCUUUGCUGCAGGCCUCUUUCACACGAUACUCUGUUUUUGCUGCAAGUUGCUCCCAGUGCUAUGGCCAGUCAACACCUACAUCCAUCUGCUGAUUGAUCUACCAGUGCUCAUCAGCAUCAUGUACUUGUACGUGGUGCUUCUGCUCCGUGAUCCCGGCAAGUGUACAUUCUCAAAGGCUGGUCCGUCCACGGAGGAACCUUUUCUCGGCAUCAGACAUGUAGCAACGGGAGAGGUCAAUUAUGAGGGCUUCUGCGGACCUUGCGAGAUCGUCAUCCCCGAGCGAGCCAGACACUGUAAGCUCUGCGAGCAAUGCAUGCUGAACAUGGACCACCACUGUCUCUUCCUGCUUCGCUGCAUCGCUAAAGACAACCACCGACACUUUGUCCUGCUCAUCCUCCUGACGCUGUUGUCUCAGAUUCUCUUCCUGGUCUACUCCUUUCAGUAUCUGGGUCUCCUGUACCCAGGCCACGCGCUGUGGGACAUUGGGGUAGCCAUUGUCCACCGGCAUGGUUGGAUGUGGGGGUUAUGGCUGCUUAACGUCCCUUCCAUCCUGUGGGGUGUGUCGCUGCUUCGCAUGCAGCUACAGCUAGUAGCAAAGGGUCUCACUAUGGUCUGGCACCCGAAGUCCAACAAGAUGAAGAACAUCAGUGGGGCCAGGCUGUCCCGGUCAGACAAGCUCAGGAACUUGAGGAAUUUUGUCGCUGGGCGGAGGACUUUCACAGCAAUGGAGUUGAGCGAGUUGCAGAAAGUCUGAUACUUACAAGCUGUGACAUUUUUAGCUUGGAUUUCAAAAGUUUCUAAUUUUCUUUUUAUUGACUGCAGUGAUUGUGAUGUGAUAUAGUACUGAAAUUACAAUAUUAAAAGACGUGACUUCCCACUACGAGCCACCAUGAA
This is a messenger RNA of Patiria miniata (bat star), 2028 nucleotides long. RefSeq names its product protein S-acyltransferase 24-like. Gene Ontology annotation, biological process: protein palmitoylation. The record is from RefSeq and is a predicted model, not a curated record. The transcript has 9 exons. Bases 146 to 1888 code for a protein of 580 amino acids. NCBI's taxonomy places the organism in Eukaryota, Metazoa, Echinodermata, Asteroidea, Valvatida, Asterinidae. Gene Ontology annotation, cellular component: Golgi membrane. Gene Ontology annotation, molecular function: palmitoyltransferase activity; protein binding.